Molecule: messenger RNA, 5172 nt
Organism: Phycodurus eques (leafy seadragon)
Lineage: Eukaryota; Metazoa; Chordata; Actinopteri; Syngnathiformes; Syngnathidae
Gene: prkacaa
Product: protein kinase, cAMP-dependent, catalytic, alpha, genome duplicate a
Exons: 11
Coding region: 721-1776 (351 amino acids)
Biological process (GO): peptidyl-serine phosphorylation
Cellular component (GO): cAMP-dependent protein kinase complex; nucleus
Molecular function (GO): protein kinase A regulatory subunit binding; cAMP-dependent protein kinase activity; ATP binding
Source: RefSeq, a predicted model, not a curated record
CUUUGAGAGGCGGUGCCAGGUGGAUGGAUGACUGGAGUUUCCCUUGCGGUCGAAAGAUUAAUGGAAAGACUCUGUUGAUUUGGGGAAUUGUCCGUGAGACGGUCGGCUCCGGGGGAACCGUCGCACUCGGCCUGGCUGGGUUCGAAGCGAGCGCGGACGAGAAAGAAGAAGAAGACGGCGGGCGGGACGAGGAAUAAACCUGGAUACCGAAUUUGUUUCUGCACAGAACACGGAGCGGAAGAUGGGGCCUGCCCACACACACACACACACCGAGCGCCUGGUUUGAUAAGGCCACUGUACGACUACGGGGGACGCUAACAAGCUAACAGCUAGUCACAUCAACUGGAAAAAGCGGCUGCCGACCACCCGCCCAACACCCCCGGACUGCCUUCGGAUACAUGACUAUAAGCCAAUAACUAAAUAACUACCAGUCGAGUUGUUCCCUGAAUGUUGAAUAUUUGACGAGCUAGCCGAGCUAACACCCACUUUAGCCUUAGCCGAGUGUAGCAAAAGGCUCGGUUUUAAGAGUUGUUCCCCAAAAAGUGACCGUCGGGGAGAACAAAUAUAUUACGAGCCGUUUGUCGAGAAUGAUUGCGGUCAGCUAGUGGCCACCGGACAGCUUCAUCGAGCAACUGUUUAAGCAGGCGGUUGUGAGGGUUGUCGUCAAGCCGCACGAAGUCGCAAGCAAACCCACAGGAGCCCGCUUGACAGGCUGCCAUCAUGGGCAACACGCCCACCGCGAAGAAAGGCAAUGAGAUGGAGAGUGUGAAGGAGUUUCUUGCCAAAGCCAAGGAAGAUUUCCUAAAGAAAUGGGAGAAUCCAGCACAGCAAACCGCAGGAUUGGACCACUUUGAGCGAAUCAAGACUUUAGGCACAGGCUCCUUCGGCAGAGUCAUGCUGGUCAAGCACAAAGAUUCGGGCCAGCACUUUGCCAUGAAGAUACUUGACAAACAAAAGGUGGUAAAGCUGAAGCAGAUCGAGCACACGCUGAAUGAGAAACGCAUCCUGCAGGCGGUUAACUUUCCCUUCCUCGUGCAACUGGAGCAUUCUUUUAAGGACAACAGUAAUCUCUAUAUGAUAAUGGAGUACGUGCCUGGAGGCGAAAUGUUCUCCCACUUGAGGAGAAUCGGUAGAUUCAGUGAACCACACGCCCGCUUCUACGCAGCUCAGAUUGUACUGACGUUUGAGUACCUUCACUCGCUGGACCUCAUCUACAGAGAUCUGAAGCCAGAGAACCUGCUCAUUGACCAGCAAGGUUACAUCCAGGUUACAGAUUUUGGCUUUGCGAAAAGAGUGAAAGGCCGAACCUGGACGCUUUGCGGAACCCCGGAGUAUCUGGCACCAGAGAUCAUCCUCAGUAAAGGCUACAAUAAAGCUGUCGACUGGUGGGCACUGGGUGUGCUCAUAUACGAGAUGGCUGCUGGCUACCCCCCCUUCUUUGCAGACCAACCCAUACAGAUUUAUGAGAAGAUUGUAUCAGGAAAGGUUCGCUUCCCUUCGCACUUCAGCUCGGACCUGAAGGACAUGUUGAGAAACCUGCUGCAGGUGGACCUCACCAAGCGUUUCGGCAACCUCAGGAACGGAGUCAACGACAUCAAGGGCCACAAGUGGUUCGCCACCACCGACUGGAUCGCCAUCUACCAGAGAAAGGUGGAGGCGCCCUUCAUCCCCAAGUGCAGAGGCCCCGGCGACACCAGCAACUUUGACGACUACGACGAGGAGGAGAUCCGGGUGUCCAUCACGGAGAAGUGUGCCAAGGAGUUCGCCGAGUUCUAGUCCAUCGCCUCCAGACGGGAGAGGCGGGUCAAGCAGCGAGGAAAGCGCCAACAGAACCAACAGUGUUGCCUUUUUCUCAUUCCUAAUCCCAACUGUUACCCGUUCGUUCCUAAACUUGCAUCAUCACACGGUGUCGUCGGGCGUUGUUAAGGUACCCAAUCUGCCCCCCGCCCCUCCCUCUCUCUCUCUCUCUCUCUCUCUCUCGUUCUUUGAGCAGCAACUUGAUUGUCUCGUUAACCUCCCCCCGCUCUAAAGUCGACCGAGCAAUACCGAGUCCAACAGAUGUGUCUAUCGCGAUGCCAACCGGUUGGAACACUGUCAGACGAAAAGCCUCUGCGUAGAGCUUUAGAGUUGACAAAGAUUUAUCACCGUCUACGCAUUUUUGUUCGCGUUUCACAUCUGUCUUUAUUGCAGCUUUUUUAUUAUUACUACCCUACUGGUGAUUUUUUUUUUUUUUUUUAUAUUUAUGUUGAUCUGUGCUUGUGUUUACUUAUUGUUUAACAGUCAUAGUCAACACUUCUAUUAUUAUUUAAAUUCCUUACAGUACAUGUAUAUUGAUUAUAUACAGUGGCCCAUGCAAAGUCUACAUACCCCCUGCUGAACAGCUGAAUGUUAUUUGGGGUUAAUCAGACGUGUGUUUCACAUGAGUUUGAAUGUGAUUGGUUAUUUCUGAGUAAAAGCCACGACCUCGUCGGGAGCAGGGGUGUGAAGAUUUUUUAUAACCACUGUGUAUAGAGAGAGGCACUCAAAAUGAUUCAACCCCCAAUUAUAAAUGAGAUUUAUUUGCCAAUUCAUAAUGGGUGAAAUGAAGCAACACGACCAAAUGAACAUUAAAACAUCACGUUGAUCAUUCAGUAAACUUUUUGUACGUUUGCAAAUGGACUUUACCACGGGCAGCGCGGUGGAAUAUUGGUUAGCUCUGAGGUUUGGGGUUCGAAACUCUGCUUCUGUGGGUUUUCUCCAGUUACUCCAGCUUCUUCCCACAUUCCAAAAAACAUGCGUGUCAGGUUGAUUAAAGACUGGAAAUUGUGCGUAGGUGUGAAUGGUUGUUUGUCUGUGUGUGUCCUACGAUUGGCCGGCAACCAGACCAGCGUGUACCGCACCUCUGACCCGACCGAAGUCAGCUGGGUGGAUGAACUUUACGGCAGGGGUUUGAAUCCUUUUGAGUGCAACAGUUACGUGCCGGAGAACAACUUGUCUCUCAUAGCUGUGAGUACGUGAAUAAAGAUCCAUUCUGGCCCAGUUGGCAAACCUGACAGCAUCGCAAGCUUUUCUGUAUGGAUUGAAGUGGAAAAGAAAAGGGUCGAAAACAAGUUUUAGCUACUUGUGCCUGUUUUUUUCUUCUUGGGGUUUUAUUUUAAUUUUUUUCUUCUGUGUGUGUUUGCCUAAAGGCCCCGAAACUUGUAAACCCCCAACUGCUGGUGAUACACAAACGUGUCCUAUUUAGUAUGGCCCUCGGAUGACUUGACAACACCUAAAAAUGGCCGCUGCUUAGAAAUUAUUAUUUUUUUUCCUAUUGGUGUCCAAUCUUUAUUUUAGUUUGGAUGCAAGACAAUCGCAGACCAAUGCUGAGCCCUGGUUUGUGGACUCCGUGCGUUCAUGAAGGUUGUACGCUUACCGUCCUCUCUUUCGCACACACACACACACACACACACACACACACACACACACACACACACUCCGUAUGAGGUGCUAAACUUGUUUUUUUGUGUGUGUGUGUGUGUGUGUGUGUGUGCGUGCAUUACUUUUGACUACCCCCCCCAUUUUGUCAUGUUGUGGCAUGACUUGUUUUUUUUUUCCUAAACGAAUGUGAUUGAUUUCAGUGGAGGCUGAAGCCUCGUAAUGUAAUAGAGAUCAAACGCUGGAUGAAUUUCAUUUUGAAUGUCCUCAACUUGUCUGAUGGUUUCAACUGCUGUUUGGGAAAUAUGAUGGUUUUUUUUGUUUGUUGUUGUUUUUGUUUUUAGGCCACGUUAAUCCAGUGAGCGUUAGUCUCCCCACCCCACCGACCCACCCACCCUCUGAAAUAGUAAAGCUACGACAGCUAGCUUACUUACACAUCCAAUACAUGUUAUUUGUCAUUACAGCCUUUUCCACGAGUCCAAGUGUCGCAUAAAGCGUGGAUAUUGACCCAAAUCACAUUUUCAAAUACUGUGGAGCCUCCAAAGUCCAAAGAAACACCAAAUUGUUCUCAUUUCAAAACAUUUUCCCCCAAAUAGGAUGUAAUGUAGAGGUGAAUUGAUUUGUUCCAGGGGUCAAACUUUCACUGUUGAAAAACCUUACGGAAUUUCAUUACUGUACAAUAAAACCAAAAUAAAGUAAAAGUACUCAUUCUUUGACGAUGCAUAAUAGAUUUGUUGUCAGGAAUCUUCUCUAGUCAUUAGCCACUAAGCUUCCAGCUGCACUCUUAUUAGAAUCUGUUUGGUCAAUUCAAUUUUUGUAUGCAUUUCAUUGUACUGUCGUUAAGCCUAAUUGCAUACUUGCCGAAUUAAUAUCUUAAAAUUUUUGGGAAACAAAAACAACAAAUUCAACAAACGAGUCUCGUUGCCUCGAGAAUCUUCGCAAACAUAAAGACAAAAAAAUUUUAGCUAAUGUAUUGAUCUUGUGACGAGUUAAAAAUGACCUCGGGUAGUGUGCUAUUAGGCUGACAAUAUUGUGCUGAGCAGACGCUUUCCAUUGCCGCAAUGAGUUUAUUUUCUGACUUUAGGGUUAUCAUGACGCUUCUCCUCCUUGCCAUCACUGGUGCCCCUUUUUUGGACGUUGGACUUUGGGGGCGUCCGCUCAUGUGAAGACACCACCGCGUUGAAUAGAGCACAUGUAAUACGGUUCUGUUAAGGCUUCAAAGGCAGCGAUCCAUCUUCUGGAACGAUCCUUUCAUAUUGUUGCGUCCCACAUGCCUCUCGUUAUUUAGCUUAUUAUUGUUAUUAUAUUAUUAUUAUAUAUCAGAUAAACACUAAAGAAUACGUGAACAUAAUAGUUUUCUCUUGUUGUUUGCCUUCGAAUUAACGUCAAUUUUCCACGAUACAACAUAACGCUUUUUACAUCCGAGAUGUUUAGGUUCAUAUUUUCUAAUUGUAUUUUCAAAAAAAAAAAUAAUAAUCUAAAAAUAAAAAAUGGUGAAACUAGAACAUCCUUUUUUUUUUUUUUUAAGUUUCCCCCCCCCUCAUGACCUGGGUACAGUGAUUGUGUAGUUUAAUGUACCUUUUUCGGGGGAGGUCAGAGGGGAGAAUACUGUAUAUUAUUACGCCUUUACAGUCUUAACUAUCUUACCUUCUGGAGAACUUGACAGAUACCCAUAGAACACAAUGAAUAUGGUUAAAAAAAAAAAAUAUAUAUAUAUACACAUAAAAUAUUUUGCAAAAUGUAUCAUUCCAAUAAAGUUUUACUUGUUAAGACGAA